Messenger RNA from Episyrphus balteatus (marmalade hoverfly), 3983 nucleotides. RefSeq names its product actin nucleation-promoting factor WAS-like. NCBI's taxonomy places the organism in Eukaryota, Metazoa, Arthropoda, Insecta, Diptera, Syrphidae. The transcript has 3 exons. The record is from RefSeq and is a predicted model, not a curated record. Bases 3494 to 3847 code for a protein of 117 amino acids.
GAAAUAUAUUUUCAAUAACAACACUUGAUGUGCCAAUUUUUCCAGUCUCAUAAAAGGUUAACCCAUAGCUUAGAGGCACGUAAGGAGUGCAAUCGAGUAAGAAUGCGCAAUAAAUUUGUAUGCGAAUCAUGCCAUGACUCUGCUUAUAAAACCAACAAAAAAAAAAGAUAAAUAGAUGUUUAUUUGAGUUGAAUAUAAAGUUUACAAGGUUUCUAUUUAAUAUAUCUAAAAAAAAGAAAAACAUCCCACAAAUCAACAAUAUUCAUGUCUAUAUUUUUUAUAAUCCAAAAACCAAAUAUGUAUUCCAUAGGGUUUAAAAAAGCUAAAAAAAAAUCUCUACAAAUCAAAAACAAAAUUGCGCCAUUUUAUUGGUUUUCACAGACAAAAUAAAUUUGCUUUCAUUCUAACUGGCUCGAAUCAUGUCAUCCUAACCAUCAUUACCGAAUUUUUAUUUUAUUUUUUUGUUUGUCUUUUCCUUUGAGAAUCUAGUUUUUGGCUUUGAUUUUUUACCCCCAGAAUGAUGCAUUAUUUGUUGAUCCAUACCAAACCUACGCAGUAAUACAAAAAUGUAUCAAAAAAACCUUACAUUUAGACAAAUAUGCGCAUUAGAAAAAAUAUAAACUCUCGAAACUGUCAUACAAAGCUUUCAAUCCACAUAAAGUAAAGCUUCAUCCUCCAAGAAGCUUUACUAUUCCAUUGGAAGUCCCAAAAUUCAUCUUGAGCUUUGCACACAAAAACCACAUUUACUGCGCAUGACAUACCUUUAAAAUGUGCAGGCCAAUUCCAAACCACGAACGCAUGGAGCAGCAUCCUAGUUAUUCUCACAGAUUCAUCUCGUUUUCACUUCAAAUCCAAAAAUCUAUGCUAUGGUGGUGCGGUAUGGAAACAAAACCGAGCUUUACCUACCACUAUACUGCCACUUCCAACAUCAACCAUCAACCACUACCACAAUCCAUAGCAACCUAGAUGUAUCCUUCAAUGCAGCCAUAGCGACGACGACGACCAUUAAAAACUUCUCCAGCUUCCGUUCCGUUUCACAUACUCUACUGUGCCUGUGCCAUCUGUCCUUGCACAAUCUCAGUGUGGGCAAUAACCAGAGCAGCUACCACCAGCCCGCACUUGUCCUCCCUUUGUGUACAUCUAACUCUGAAUAUGACUCUUCUUUUCCAUAAUUCAACAAAUAUAUGGACCAAAUCCUGCCAGUACAUCGCGAGCCCUUGACUCGAAAGGGUACACACCCCAGAACAUCACAAGGAUUAUACUUACACCAAAAAAAAGCUAAAAAUUAAAAUAAAAAAAGAACAGUGUACUACUUCCAAAGAGAAUCUCUACAAAAAAAAAAUCGGGCCACCAUUUCUAACAUAAAAAAAAAUGUGAGUGGAAAGCAACAAAUCCUUGUCGUCCUUGUUCGCAAAAAAUAAAAAAUACACAAAACAUACGGAAUUUUAUAUUUUUUUUUUGCGAAAAUUUUUUUUAAAUCAAUGCCGCAUUUAAGUUGUUCACAGCAUCUUCUCAAUUUGCAUUCGGAUUUUUGUCUUCCGGUCAAGUCUUUUUAAGUUUCAAUGAAAACAACCGCUGUACAAGUGACUUGCAAUUAAUAACAAAUUAAAAAAUAUGAAAUCUACUGUGUUAAGUGUUAGCAAUAAAUUCCUAGACGCGAAAGAAUACUUUAGCUGAGAUUUUUCUUUCUUUUUCGAAAAACGCAAAACGAAUAUACGAAAACCAACAAAACCGAAACACGAAUCGCUCUGGUUAUACAUACGACGACGACGCGAUCCACACCACGAAACAUCUCUCUACCAUCAUCAUCUCUACCUACAAUACAAUACUACUCUCAAUCUGCAGUAACGAAAACAUAUUUUAUUAUAUAUUUUAUGAUUUUUUCCCCAACACCAUCAUCGUCAGAAUCAAAAUCAGCAUCAUCACAGUCAUCGCUUGUCAACAUCGCAAACAUUUCGACGUCGACCAAAGUUACAAAUUCUCAGAAGUGGGAUAACGAAUAAAAUUUAUAUUUAUUUUUUCGUAAUCGUGGACAUUUUUCUUGUUGUUUUUUUUUUUUUAUUUCAACCAAACCAUCAACAACCAACAAAAAAAAAAUUUAGAACUUUUGUGUUUGUCUUUCGAAAUAAAUAUAAUAAAGUUUUUUAAAAAAAAUAUCCUUAUCGUUGUUGCUGAAAGAGAAAGAGAGAGAGAGAGUGAUGUUUACACGACAAGUAGUUCAACACACAUACAACAUCGGAGAAGAAGAAAAAUCGUGAAAUAAAAAAAAAAAAAUAUUCGGAGAAGUUUUUCCUGCUAUGCCCUAGUCUUCUUCUGGUUUAUUUCCGCCUUUGGAAAACACCAACACAAAUUAACUGCAAACAAAUAGAACAAAUUUAAAACAAUAAUAUAUAGAAAAAAAAAACAACAACAACAAACAAAUGUUAACCUAAAAAAAUGAAUAAAACAACAAAAUUGAUAUAGAAAAAAAAAUUAUUUUUAAAAAAACCAACAAUACAUAAAAUUUAAAAUUAAUUCUCGAAACGAAACAAAAAAAAAAUAAAUAAAUUAUAUAUUUAAAAAAACCAUAAAUUAACAAAAAAAAACUCUUAAAUAAAAAUAUAUAUACUUAUAUAUAAAAAAAAAAAAUAAAUUCAAUUUUUGUUUGCUGUUAUUGCUAGAAUAGUCGUCGUUAUUGUUGUUGUAAUAUAACUGUUAUUUUUUAUAAUCAAAUCAGAGGUAUAUUUAUAUGUAAAUAAAAACAAACAAAAAAAAAUUAAAAACAAGAUUAAAAAAAAUAUCUGCAAAUGCAAUAACACUUAGAAACUUAGAUAAAUAGUAAUUUUUUUAGUUUGAAAUUUUGGUGUUAAAUUCUGUGAUCAAAACAAAAAAUAAAAAAUCCAAUUCAAAGUUAAAAAAACAAAAAAUUAAAAUAAACGUAAAAAAAAGGAAGAAACAAAAAAUUAUCAUCAUCAUCAUCAAAACCUUUGCAACUACAGGAAAAGGAUUUUUGGAAAAUAAAAGAAAAAUUUAAAAAAAUACAAAAAAUAUCAAACAAUGUGUAUACUCGAAGUUAACAACGAUCAAUUCACGUGGUAUUGGAAUUCUCAUGAGACAACCUCGACACAAUAGAAACCGGCACGUCAUACUGCUAUCAAGCGAUUCCUAAAAACUAACAAAAGAAAAAUAUAACAAAACAAACUCUAAUCGAAAAAUAAAGGCACUCUUCUGCUGAAAAAGCAAAAGAAGCAAAGCGAACUCGAAUAAGCGAAGCGAAGCGAAGCGACACCUCCUCCUCCAUAUCAUCACCACCACCAUAGUUCCACUGCAGAGAUAACUAAUUAGCUGAAAAAUUUAUUCAAGACAAUCAUCUCCGCCACCACCUCACAGAUUGCAAUGCUCUGGUAGCCAAGACAGCUUUGCCGUGGACCAUUACUGCGGCGGCGGGGGACAACUGAACAGCAUCGGUGGCAGUGGAGGUCAAUGGUCGGGCAUACCGAAUUGCGGCGGACCUAUGUGCCAUCAUGGGCCAGGGCCGGGUGGGCCACCAGCAGUGCCGCCACCACCCCCGCCACAAUCUAUGAUGGGCGGUGGUGGCGGUCACUUAGGUUCACAAAUUGGCAUUGGUGGCGGUGGUAUUGGGCAUUGUGGCGUAGGCGGCGCCGGGCAGCAGUCGUCGGUGCCGCCGCCGCCGCCACCCCUCUGUAAUCCUUGUAGUUCAAAUAGUUUUAAUUCAGUGCCAAUGCCGGGACCGUCGUCGUCGCGAUGGGGUCCACGGACAUCGUGCCCUGUUCAUAGCCCUUUUCGAGUUCGAGUGCCUAAUGGUUCGAUUUGUCCAGGACAUCAGGUAAGCCACAUUAUUAAAUGAAUUUUGUGAGUAUACAAUUUUUAUUUAAUUAAAUUUUCAUUGCCUCAAACAUCUUUCAAAUAAAAAACCAUGUUUCUUUGAAAACAUUUUAGUUACUCAAUAAAACAAAAAAACAAAAAUAGAUUAAAAACAUAAA